GCUUGCUUUUCGUCUGAUGGUCUGGAGCUAGUCAUUCUAUUCUCGAAUCUCGACUCAUCUUUUGCCCAAACCGGUGACUUUACAACACAACCAUGGGUAGAAGACGGUUCCUGAUGUAUUUUUCGUAUAUCGGGAAACAGUUCAGCGGGCUUCAACGUCAAAUAACGAGAGACAGAGAAAACCAACAUGAUGUUACAACUGUGCAAGGUCUUUUAGAAUAUGCAUUACACCGUCUGCGCCCAGAAAAUGAGGUUCAUGUGAUCCCCUCUAGCAGGACAGAUCAAGGCGUUCAUGCACUGAGAUCGGCUGCUCAUGUGGAUUUGGACUUCAAAUGGAAUUUUGACAGUGAUUUUUUGACACACUCUUUAAAUUGCUUUUUCUCUCAAACUGGAGUUGAUGUCAGAGUAUUGGAAACGAUUGAAGUUUCACCUCAUUUUCACUCUCGACAUUUACCACAAUGGCGCCAGUACCUAUACAGAUUCGCAGUUCUCAACAAUGCCAGCUUACUCAAAGAUAAUAAAACCGCAAACAGAUAUGUAGUACCUCUGCCUAUUACCGAAGCUUUUCGUUGUCAUUUUGUGUAUGAUCCACUAUGGGAUGUCAAUAUAGCCAGAAAAGCGACUGAUAUAUUUGUUGGAACGCAUGAUUACACUAGUUUUAUGGCAAGAUCAAAAGGAGUUCCUCCUAAUUUAAAGACAGAACGCACAAUCCUUAGCUGUGAGCUAUCACCAGGCAGGCCAUUUCUCCCUUGUGACAUAUCGAAGAAUUGGACAUUUUGGAAUGUUAGAGUUAGAGGGAGGUCGUUCCUUUACAAAAUGGUUCGAAGAAUGGUCUCUAGCUUACUAGCUCUUGGAGGAAAAAAAAUGUCAAAAACAGAUAUCCGUUAUCUAUUAGAAAACCCAAGCCAAGACAAUUGGCCCAAUUAUAUUCAUACAGUCCCUGGUUAUGCCCUUUACCUUGAGAAUGUAUACUAUGAUCCCAAAGAUUACUGGAUAGAAGCACCUGUCCUUAGCACAUCACAAGAAGGAGAAGAUGGAGAUGGAAUAGGAGAAGGAGAUGAUGAAGAAGAAGAAGAAGAAGAAGAAGAAAUAAGAGAGGGAAGUUCAAUGAAAAGAUCGGAAAAAUGACUACCUUCAUGAUACUUACAAUAUGGUCUUACUUGUCCUGUUUCUUGUACAGAUUGGCAUGAACAAAUCCUCACUGGAAGAACGGUCAUAAUCCUGCUUGAGGUGCUUUCAAAGUAGACACUCUUAGAAAUUUUUCCUUUUGUUCAAGAUACUUCUUGACUGAUUCCCUUUUUUUAAACUGUAAAGUUUUUUUAUUUUUUGUAUUUAAAUAAUUAUUCUCUUGCUAAUGUCUGUAAUGCUGAUUGCUGUGUCAUGUGAUCAUCGCAAUUUUAAACAUCUUCGACGGGUUAGAGAAAGAUUGAAAUUUUCCUAUAAAACUAACUGUGAGCUUACCUAAAAUGUUUUGAAGCUAUGGAAGUGCCAGAAUUUUUUUUUUUUUUCAUAAGCCCUUUUCCUAUUCUUUCCUAGAGUAUGAAGGGUUGACAGAGUCAUUGUUAUUUUUCAUCUGUAAACUGACAACGCUAGAUUUCCUCUUUAAUAUUUUUUUCUUGCUCUUUAGUCGUUUUUUGCUGUUUUUUGUACUGAUCAACUUUCACCAAGUUGAUUUUGAAGACCUUGAAAUUAUGUUAUUUUUGAAGGGGCUCACAGCGAAGAUAUGUUUUAUUAUGCUCUGGAUGUUUUUUCUUACUUCUUAGAAGUCUGUCUUGUGUCUCACAGCCUAAAAUCCAUUACAUAUUAUUCUGUUGAAUCAUA
This is a messenger RNA of Bemisia tabaci, 1820 nucleotides long. Its product is annotated as tRNA pseudouridine synthase-like 1. Gene Ontology annotation, molecular function: pseudouridine synthase activity; RNA binding. Gene Ontology annotation, biological process: tRNA pseudouridine synthesis. The record is from RefSeq and is a predicted model, not a curated record. Lineage: Eukaryota; Metazoa; Arthropoda; Insecta; Hemiptera; Aleyrodidae.